Messenger RNA from Durio zibethinus, 2515 nucleotides. Its product is annotated as protein IQ-DOMAIN 29-like. The record is from RefSeq and is a predicted model, not a curated record. NCBI's taxonomy places the organism in Eukaryota, Viridiplantae, Streptophyta, Magnoliopsida, Malvales, Malvaceae. Gene Ontology annotation, molecular function: protein binding.
UUAUUUUCUUGGGCCAGCCCAUCACGUCUUUCAUAGGGCUUGAAAUGGGCCCACUUUGUGGCCCAUUGAAAACACAAACGGCGUCAUUUCAUACUUUUUCCUCUCUUUCUUGUAGUGGCAUUCAUUUCACUUCACUCUACACAUCAGAAAACAAAAAAAACCUGCUCAAAGGUUCUAUUGUUCGAGGAAUGCUGCUCACUGUUCAGUAAUUAUCUUAAAUCUAAUGGCAACUUACUAGGCCUUCAAGUUUACUGCAUUUUCAGAUUUACAAACUUGGGGUUUUAAAUAUUUCUGUUUUCAAGAAGAUGGGAAAAUCCCCUGGAAAAUGGAUCAAGACCUUACUUCUUGGGAAGAAAUCUUCAAAGUCCAAUUUGUCCAAAGAAAGAAAGAAGCUGAAUUCUGCAAAUAAAGGAGAGGUAUUGGUUUCUUCCAAGGUAACUGUGUCUGACCUAUCAGUGGAUCCUCCAUCAAUUUCAGCACCUAUUCUGGUGAGCGGUGCUAGGGACAUAGAGGAUUCUGAGAAGGGUAUGCCUACCCAAUUGCCAAAUGAUGGGGUAAAUAUCUCAUCUUCAAAAGCGGAAAGAAAUGAUGCUGCAAUAAGUAAUUUUGGUAAUCCAGAAGAUCCUGAUAGGAUUAGGCUCGAUCAAGCUGCUGCAAAGGCACAGGCUGCUUUCAGAGGUUAUCUGGCUCGCAGGGCAUUUCGAACCCUUAAGGGAAUUAUAAGGCUGCAAGCACUUAUACGUGGUUACUUGGUUAGAAGACAAGCUGUUGCUACUUUAUUCUGUACAUGGGGAAUUGUUAAGUUCCAGGCAGCAGCUCGUGGUCAAAAGGUCAGGUGUUCAGAUAUUGGCAUUGAAGUGCAGGAAAAACAUCUAAGACUGCUUCAGGGUUCUAAAAGCUCGGAUUCUUUCAGAGUGACUGCAUCUUCUCAGGUGAAGAAUUUAUCAAAUAAUGUGUUUGUUAAGAAGCUUCUGGCUUCAUCACCUUCUGUAUUACCUCUACGACUUCAGUACGGUCCUGAGGAACCUGACUCAUCAUGGCAGUGGCUUCAACGCUGGACAAGGUCACAUUUUUGGGAAUCACCUUCACAGCCAAUUAGGAGUCUGGCAUCGAAGUCUCAGACAAAGGGCGUUGAAAAUGGGCAAGGAAAGACAAAGCGAAGUGUUCGGAAACUGUCCAAUGCAAAAGUUGAAAAUGGAUCUAGUCGUUCUAUUUCAGAGCAUGAAAAACCCAAACGUGGUCUGAGGAGAGUUUCUGGCAACUCAGCAGCAGAUUCAGUUCAGGAGCAUCCACAAAAUGAGCUUGAGAAGGUUAAGCGAAAUUUAAGAAAACUUUCUGACUCUGCAAAGGAGGUUUCUGAUAAGUCUGAGGUUGUUAAUGAGAAAAAAAGGCAGACUCUGAAAAAAACUUCUACUUCUGAUGCUCCUCAUGUUUCCGAACAGGAAUCUGCUGUGAAGAUGAGAGAUGUGACUGCCACACUAUCAAAACUGUCAAAUCUUGAGGCAGAUCUGAAAUUUUCCUCCGAAGAUGCUUCUCUUGACGAGCCUAAUGUCUGUCCUCCAGUUGACUUGCCACCUGCUGAAAACAAUGGUAAAAUUGAGAACAUAUUGGUAACAGAGGAGUUAAGCUCUAAGGAUGAGCAGGUCAGCGAUGAGAGCUCAAAAGCAAACCAAAGAAGAGCUUCUUUCCCUGCAAAAAUUGAUAAUCAAGAAAAUGGGUUAAAUAACAUGCCAAAAGUGCCCAGUUAUAUGGCACCAACUGAAUCUGUGAAAGCUAGACUUAGGGGUCAAGGCUCCCCCCGGUUUACGCUUGAGGUGGUUGAGAAAAAUGGGUUAAACGGACGAUAUUCUCUGCCAUCUUCAACCAAUAGCAAUCGAAGUUCACUGUCACCACAUGCUCAAAGACUGGUUCAAGUAGCUGGCAAAGGAGCUAUCCACAGUGACAAAUCUCUAUCAUCCUCUAGAAAUGCUAAUGAUAAGGUGGUCAAAGCUGAGUGGAGGAGGUAAUUUUUGCACAAGGAAGCGUGUCAUUGAAGUUCCCAUGGUUCAAGCAGAGAUGUAACGUAAUACGAGUUUCAUUAUAUGUUGUCACUUCUGGUGUGUGGUUGUAGAACCAGGAGAAUUAAUCAUCUAAUCUUUUAUUUGCUUGGUGCAUUUUUAAGUUCCAUUAGCACUUUCAGGAGUGUAGAUGGGUAAAUAUUUAUAGAUGUUACACUUAGUUAUUUGGUUUCUUUUUGUUUUUUGUGUUUGUAUAAUUCUUUAGCUCCCCUUUUCACCCUCAUGUAUCAGAGUUCAAACAUGAUAAUCUCUUUCCAUUUAAUAUCAUGACGAAUACAGUGUGCUGAUCUGCCAAUGGAAUGCUUUGGCUUUCAUAGACGUUGAUGCUCCGUUAUAGCAAGUUGAUUCUGUAGAGGGUUCUGCUAUAAAUCACCUCAAUUUGAGGUAGGAUUCCACAUGUUGCGGGGAAUUAUGUAGUCAAAUGCGCACAAAUUAACGCCUAAGCUGACUUUUUUUUC